This is a messenger RNA of Torulaspora globosa, 3549 nucleotides long. RefSeq lists its product as uncharacterized. The record is from RefSeq and is a predicted model, not a curated record. The transcript has a single exon. NCBI's taxonomy places the organism in Eukaryota, Fungi, Ascomycota, Saccharomycetes, Saccharomycetales, Saccharomycetaceae. The coding region runs from base 1 to 3549 and encodes 1182 amino acids.
AUGCUACACUCACUUUCGUCCGUCUUGUUGCUGCUCUUGGCCUCUGAGGCAGCAACGGGCGUGAUUGCGGUCGCUGCCAGUUCUGAUGCCUCUAUCGCUCCAGAUGCACCUGCGGCGGAGGGCAUGAAACCGUCGAAAUCGAAACCAUCACAUGUCGAUCCACCCACUGGCAAGCCUUCUGAACCUCCGGAGUCGGAGCGACCAACCUCAAAGCCUCCAAGUUCGAAGCCGCCUACGUCGGCUCCACCUACUUCUCAACCUCCAAGUUCGAAGCCACCUACAUCUCAGCCGCCAAGUUCUGGUCCACCUACUUCGAAGCCACCUACGUCGGCUCCACCUACGUCGGCUCCACCUACUUCGAAGCCGCCUACAUCUGGUCCACCAACUUCUCAACCUCCAAGUUCGAAGCCUCCUACAUCUCAACCUCCAAGUUCGAAGCCUCCUACAUCAGGUCCACCUACUUCUCAACCUCCAAGUUCGAAACCACCUACAUCUCAGCCGCCAACUUCUGGUCCACCUACUUCGAAGCCACCUACGUCGGCUCCACCAACUUCUCAGCCUCCAAGUUCGAAGCCGCCUACCUCUCAGCCGCCAACUUCUGGUCCAUCCACUUCCAAACCACCUACUUCCGGUCCAUCCACUUCGAAGCCACCAACGUCUGGUCCGCCAACAUCAGGUCCACCCACUUCUAAACCACCAACGUCUGGUCCAUCUACUUCGAAGCCAUCAACAUCUGGUCCGCCAACUUCGAAGCCACCUACGUCCGGGCCGCCAACCUCUAAACCACCUACUUCUGGUCCAUCCACUUCGAAGCCACCAACGUCUGGUCCGCCAACAUCAGGUCCACCUACUUCUAAACCACCAACGUCUGGUCCAUCCACUUCGAAGCCACCUACGUCUGGUCCUCCAACAUCUGGUCCGCCAACUUCGAAGCCACCUACGUCUGGUCCUCCAACAUCUGGUCCGCCAACUUCGAAGCCACCUACUUCCGGUCCGCCAACUUCGAAGCCACCUACUUCUAAACCACCAACGUCUGGUCCUCCAACAUCUGGUCCGCCAACUUCGAAGCCACCUACUUCUAAACCACCAACGUCUGGUCCUCCAACAUCUGGUCCGCCAACUUCGAAGCCACCUACUUCCGGUCCGCCAACCUCUAAACCACCUACUUCCGGUCCGCCAACCUCUAAACCACCAACGUCUGGUCCUCCAACGUCCGGUCCAUCCACUUCUAAACCACCAACGUCUGGUCCUCCAACUUCGAAGCCACCUACUUCCGGUCCGCCAACUUCGAAGCCACCAACGUCUGGUCCUCCAACUUCGAAGCCACCUACUUCCGGUCCGCCAACUUCGAAGCCACCUACUUCUAAACCACCUACUUCUGGUCCAUCCACUUCGAAGCCACCAACGUCUGGUCCUCCAACUUCGAAGCCACCUACUUCCGGUCCGCCAACUUCGAAGCCACCAACGUCUGGUCCUCCAACUUCGAAGCCACCUACUUCCGGUCCGCCAACUUCGAAGCCACCUACUUCUAAACCACCAACGUCUGGUCCAUCCACUUCGAAGCCACCUACUUCCGGUCCUCCAACAUCUGGUCCGCCAACUUCGAAGCCACCUACUUCUAAACCACCAACGUCUGGUCCUCCAACAUCUGGUCCGCCAACUUCGAAGCCACCUACUUCCGGUCCGCCAACUUCGAAGCCACCUACUUCUAAACCACCAACGUCUGGUCCUCCAACAUCUGGUCCGCCAACUUCGAAGCCACCUACUUCUAAACCACCAACGUCUGGUCCUCCAACAUCUGGUCCGCCAACUUCGAAGCCACCUACUUCCGGUCCGCCAACCUCUAAACCACCUACUUCCGGUCCGCCAACCUCUAAACCACCAACGUCUGGUCCUCCAACGUCCGGUCCAUCCACUUCUAAACCACCAACGUCUGGUCCUCCAACAUCUGGUCCGCCAACUUCGAAGCCACCUACUUCCGGUCCAUCUACUUCGAAGCCACCUACUUCCGGUCCGCCAACCUCUAAACCACCUACUUCUGGUCCAUCCACUUCUCAACUUCCAAGUUCGAAGCCUCCUACGUCAGGCCCACCUACUUCUAAACCGCUUACUUCUGGUCCUCCGACAUCAGUUCCUCCAACUUCAAAGCCUUCUACAUCGGGUGCACCAACCUCGAAGCCUCCUACGUCAGGCUCAUCUACCUUGAAACCAAGUGGGUCCUCCAACUCCAUCGUCCCACCUUCCUACACAACAAGCACCAUCACCACUACCGUCAGCGGCGUUACUACCGUUUACACCACCACUUGCCCAUUGACCUUGAGCACUGUCACUACCACUGUCAGUGGCACCAAGAGCAUCUACACCACUCUGUGUCCCAUCACAACCACACCUGCCUACACGACAAGCACCGUCACCACUACCGUCAGUGGCAUUCCUACCGUUUACACCACCACUUGCCCAUUGACCUUGAGCACUGUCACUACCACUGUCAGUGGUACCAAGAGCAUCUACACCACUCUGUGUCCGAUCACAACCACACCUGCCUACACGACAAGCACCGUCACCACUACUGUCAGUGGCAUUCCUACCGUUUACACCACCACUUGCCCAUUGACCUUGAGCACUGUCACUACCACUGUCAGUGGUACCAAGAGCAUCUACACCACUCUGUGUCCGAUCACAACCACACCUGCCUACACGACAAGCACCGUCACCACUACUGUCAGUGGCAUUCCUACCGUUUACACCACCACUUGCCCAUUGACCUUGAGCACUGUCACCACCACUGUCAGUGGCACCAAGAGCAUCUACACCACUCUGUGUCCGAUCACAACCACACCUGCCUACACGACAAGCACCGUCACCACUACUGUCAGUGGCAUUCCUACCGUUUACACCACCACUUGCCCAUUGACCUUGAGCACUGUCACCACCACUGUCAGUGGCACCAAGAGCAUCUACACCACUCUGUGUCCCAUCACAACCACACCUCCAAAGGUGACAAUAAGUGGCACUACGGUCAUCAACGGAUUGACCACUCUCUACACCACCAUCUGUCCUUAUUCUACCACGGUACGUGUCGAAGGUGGCAAAGUUGAGACCCUCACAACCACAUACCAGCCAUGGGUCCCAUAUGCAACCGUCCAGAACGGCGACACGGUCACCGUCACCAAAGAGUGUACCGAGUGCCGCCCACAAACCACCACCUACUAUUCGACCGAGGGUGCACAGACCCACACCUACACCAAAGUAUAUGUCCCAGCGACAACCUACCUGACUGUUGAAGGCGGCACCACCAUAUAUACCAGCACCAAAGGCACUCCGCAGACUUCUACCUAUCUGACGACCACUGGCGGUGUGACCAAGGUCUCGACCAUCCUCUACACCGAGGCCCCACCUACCACUGCUCCCGCUAGCACAACUGCAAGCGUUGCUACCCCUGCCAGUCAGAGUUCCACAUCCCAAGCAACCAUUUUCCAGGGCAUCGCUAACAAACUAGGCGCUGGUCUGUCCGGUUUGGCUCUAGCCGCCCCACUGCUCCUCCUAUGA